Messenger RNA from Hypanus sabinus (Atlantic stingray), 5383 nucleotides. RefSeq names its product trichorhinophalangeal syndrome I (gene trps1). Gene Ontology annotation, molecular function: zinc ion binding; RNA polymerase II transcription regulatory region sequence-specific DNA binding; DNA-binding transcription factor activity. Gene Ontology annotation, cellular component: nucleus. The transcript has 6 exons. Gene Ontology annotation, biological process: regulation of transcription by RNA polymerase II. The record is from RefSeq and is a predicted model, not a curated record. NCBI's taxonomy places the organism in Eukaryota, Metazoa, Chordata, Chondrichthyes, Myliobatiformes, Dasyatidae. Bases 515 to 4378 code for a protein of 1287 amino acids.
AGCAAAGGCAUGUCCGCUGUUUGUAUUAGCGCUGAAUGGUGUCUUGAAAAUGACGUAAUGCUUGAAGUCGGGGUCCUGACAAGCGAUAACAUUUGUGAUAAAGGCCGGGUUGAACUGGAGCCCCUUUCUCUCCGACAUAUUAACCACACACACACACACACACACACACACACACACACACACACACAAACACACACACACACACACACACACACACACACACACACACACACACACACACACACACACACACACACACACACACACACACAUCCCCCGCAGACGGACCCAGGCAGUGCGUUUGAAAAACCGGCUCAGCCCGCGCCUCUCUCCUUUUCUCUGUCUGUCUGUCUGCCUCUCUCUCUCUCUCUCUCUCUCUCUCUCUCUCUCUCUCUCUCUCUCUCUCUCUCUCAAAAAUCUCACACUGCAAAAAAAAACUCAGACGGUUCAUGGCUCUCACCAAAGCUCCAUCAUCUUUCCAGCUGCAAAGAUUAUUGCCAUCUAAUCAACAGAUAUGGUCCGGAAAAAGAAUCCACCAUUGAGAAAUCUCGUGAGCCAAGGAGAAGGUGAGGAUUGCCAGGUCCCUCAGCCAGAGAGUGCCGUCAAUCAGGAGACCUUUGUAAACUCAGGACCCUCGAACCCCAUGCAGGAACAUAACAGCCAACAAGAUGCACUAGAGUCCGCCAGAAAGGAGGAACACUGUCUGCGUGUCGCAGACGUAGCCGGCAUCAAAAGCGACUUGAAAAGCCCCGCACCGGGCGAAGGGAAUGGCUUCAAUUAUAAAAGCCACAAGAAGGGAGGAAAUGUUCCAUCCUUCCCGCAAGAUGAGGUGACAGACAGAAAUAUGCCUGCUCUGUCAUCUCAGACUGCUAGCGGAGUCUGCGAGGCCUGCACGUCUCCGGGCAGAUCAGAACCAGAUGAUGGCGAUGGCAGGAGCUGCAACGCGACUGGGAAGAUCUCGGAAUUAAACCACGCGGCUCAAGCGUCGCCCACUGGGCGCGAGAGGGUGCAGCCGCCACAGGGUGACCCAGCUGACCAGCCGCCUCUCACCCUGGGCGCCCCGCCUUCAGAGAACUCUCAGGUGCUCCCGGACGGGGCCGUGGCACCUGACAAAUCAAAGGCCGACCAGUUGACUGACGACCCCGAGGCCGUGCCCCUCACCCCAGAGCUGCAAGACUUCAAGUGCAACAUUUGUGGUUAUGGCUAUUAUGGGAACGACCCGACCGAUCUGAUCAAGCAUUUCCGCAAGUAUCACCUGGGCCUGCACAAUCGCACCCGCCAAGACUCGGAUCUGGACUCCAAGAUCCUGGCUUUACAUAAUAUGGUGCAGUUCUCUCAGUCCAAAGACUUUCAGAAACUUAGCCGAAACACGGGCUUGCUAACUGGGAUGCUACAGGACCCGAACGCUCAGCGACCUGCUUUGUUAAAUGGGACCUACGACAUACAUGUCACUCUGGGAGGAAUGUUCAUUGGCAUCGGGCGGAAAACCCCUGACUGCCAAGGCAACACCAAGUAUUUCCGAUGCAAGUUCUGCAACUUCACCUACAUGGGCAGCACACCCGGUGAGCUGGAGCAGCACUUCGUGUCUGCGCAUCCCAACAAGAUGAAGAGCGCGCCUUCCGCCGUGGAGUCUGCGAAGGACCCCUGUAAGUCGGAGAAGAACAGCGGCAAAGGCAGUCCGGCCACCGAGCGCCACAUACCUCGGCCGUCAGACCCAGAAGAUAUGGGGAAAUGGCAGGACAAGUCCACCAUCAAAGCCGCAGAUGACACCCCGAUCGGCUACUCGGUUCCCAUCAAAUCCAUGGACACCUCCAAACAGAACGGGGUGGACUCCACCUGUUACUUCUGGUGUAGGUUCUGCAGCUUCAGCUACGAGUCCUCCGACACCUUAAAGUUGGCGGACCAUUACAACAAGCAGCACCGAGACAACCAGCGCAAUAGUUACUUUAACCGAGACUUCCCGGACAAACAAGCGCACGCCCUUCAUCAGAACGACUCGAAAGAGCGGCGGCUCCUUCCGGCUAACAAGCCGGACGGGGAAUUCCCGGUAAAGCCCGAGAAGGGCAGCGCCUCGGCCAAAAAGAAAGACGGGGGCAAGUCGGCAGAUGAAGGCAUGGUGACCAGCUACAACUGCCAGCUGUGCAAAUUCAGGUACUCGACCAACCACGGGCCUGACGUGAUCACCGUCGGACCCCUACUGCGCCAUUAUCAUUACAUCCAUAACGUUCACAAGUGCACCAUUAAACAUUGCCAGUACUGCCCCGGCGGGCUCUGCGGGCCGGAGAAACACUUGGGGGAGAUCACCUACCCCUUCGCCUGCAGGAAAGCCAACUGCUCCCACUGCACCCAGCUGCUCUUACACUCGCCCCAGGGGGCGGUCGGGAGUGCCCGGGUCAGGCACCAGUGCGACCUGUGUCCCUUCGUUGUCCACGAUGUCGAUGCGCUCCUGCAACAUUACGAGGCGGCGCAUGGCUCGCACUACCCGUGCAGGACCGAACUCGGAGGAGAUGUGCCAGCCACUAGCGACGAAGCCGAGGAGCAUUGCUGUACCAAAUGCAACUUCGUGACACAGGUCGAGGAAGACAUUUUCCGACACUACAGGAGGGCUCAUAAUUGCUACAAGUGUCGUCAGUGUAAGUGGAGCGCUCCGGACACUCAGGCGUUACUGGAGCAUUUCAACACGGCCCACUGUGGAGCUCCGGAGCCGCCGAGCAGCGGGAGCCCAAGCGGCGGCGAGUCGCCGACAACCCCCAGCGCCGGCAACCACAACCCAGGCAACGGCGAGCAGGAGGCUCGGCACCGUACCCCCACCCCGUCCGACGGCAACAACCAACCGCCGCCUCCGGCAGCACCCUCGGAGGACAAGGAGGGGAAAGGCCGGCUGGAGAUGUGCAGCAAGGAAGACGCGAGGAAGUUGGGGGAGCUGCCCAAGGGGUGCCCGUACCCCGGCCAGACCGGCUCUGCCAGUACUAGCAGCAGCAGCCAGGAGAGCCUCAAGAACAGCCGCAGGGUCGCCGAGGAAGCUGAUGGGGUCCUGCCUGUCUAUGGGAUGCAACCCCCUGACACCAAGGGCUUCGCGGGAGGGUCACAGCAGCAGCAGCUGCCGGGAGCAGGAGAGAGGGAUAAGUCCCGGGCUCUCACUCCCCAGUACCCAACAAACAGCGAGCUGAACAAGGCGAGGGAGGAGUCGCAGACCCUACUGCGGAGACGAAGAGGUUCGGGAGUCUUCUGUGCCAACUGCCUAACGACCAAGACAUCUCUGUGGCGAAAGAAUGCAAAUGGUGGAUAUGUCUGCAAUGCCUGCGGCCUGUAUCAGAAACUGCAUUCGACUCCAAGGCCUUUAAAUAUCAUAAAGCAAAGUAACGGGGAGCAGAUCAUUCGAAGGCGGACCAGAAAGCGGCUUAACCCUGAGGUGCUGCAGACAGAGCAGGUGAACAAGCAGCAGAGAGUGAGCAAUGACGAGCAAGCAAGCGACGGCUCGGUUGAGCGGAAAGUGGAGGAGCAUCCUUCCGACGGCCAGCCGCGGGAGCUGCAGCCAUCCAACCUGAGCAAGCUGGACCUGUACGGUUCCGUGGGUAAACCGCUCCAGGGCCAGCCCGCGCUGGUGGUUAGCCGGGUGGUAGAUCUUAACGGGAGAAUGCAGCCUCUUCAUAUUCCAGUCAAGAGCCCUCAGGAAAGCGGUGUUGACCCAGGAAAUUGUUUGCCGGUUUCAGAAGGGAAGGGAGGUUCAGAACGUGGGAGUCCAAUUGAAAAAUACCUUAGACCUACCAAGCACCCAAAUUACUCGCCUCCAGGUAGCCCUAUUGAAAAGUACCAGUAUCCCCUGUUUGGCUUUCAAUUUCUGCAUAGUGAUUCGCAAAAUGAAGCUGAUUGGCUGAGGUUCUGGAGUAAAUAUAAAUUAUCAGUCGCUGGGAACCAACACUACCAUAUGUCUGGACUAUCAAAUCCUUGCCAAAACUUUGUGCCUUAUCCUGCCUUUAACCUGCCUCCGACUUUCUCAUCCCUUGGAUCUGAUAAUGACAUUCCUCUAGAUCUGGCCACGAAGCAUUCCAGAUCAGGACCAGCUGCAAAUGGCACCGCGAAGGACAAAGUCAAUGCACCGGUGACCGCCGCGGAGGAAAGUGAAGAAAAUGCGGUAAAAACGCCGGACAAAGUUGACCGAGGCACUCAAGAUGAAUCACUGACAAAGUGCGUUCAUUGCAGCAUUCUCUUUAUGGAUGAGGUGAUGUACGCUUUGCAUAUGAGCUGCCACGGGGAAGGAGGGCCUUUCCAGUGCAGCCUAUGCCAGCAUUUCUGUACGGACAAGUAUGACUUCAUGACGCACAUUCAGAGGGGCCUGCAUCGAAAUGUGCAAUCCGAUAAAAAAUUGCAAACCUGAGGAAUAGAACUUUUAGUACUGUAACACAACGAGUACAUGUUGCAUUUUAGAAUUUGGGAGAACAAUCAGAAUAUUAUUUUUCUAAAAAAGAGUAAAUGUUAAACAUUUGAAAAUGAUGGUGCCUGACGCAUUGUAUAAUUUUUUUCUAUAAAGUAUGCAACAAAAAUAUUGCAUUAUGCUUUAGAGUCAGAAUACUGAUUCUUUUCUAGCUGUUUACAUGUGCAAAUGUAGCAAAAGAAGAAAUGAAGCACCUAUUUCAAUUUCAUUAGAAUUUUUUUUUCUCUUUCACAUAGUAGCCCCGAAUACCAUCAUGAAAUAAAUAUGGUUGCUGCAAAUGCAAUGUAUGGAUGAAAAGUAGAUGGACGUAUUUUCAUGCUUAAAUAGGGGGAAAAAAAGAGGGUAGCACUAUGCAUUCCACUUAAUUAAUAUUAAUGUACUUUGUGUUAUCUAUCAAGGCUCUUAAUUCAUAUUGUUAAGCUUGAAAAGACUAUAUGCACAUUUGUUAAUUGCUUUUCAAUAUUAUGUUUCAAGUGAAACACUUUGGAAUUUGAUGGUUCUUAUCAAAUAAUGUUGGAUUCGCUAUCUUCUGCUGGUUUUGUUUAUUUUUUUUUCCAUUGCAUCAUACAUCAGUCUUAUAAUGAAAUACAGUCUUGCUUCAGUACAGAGGCAGUGUUUCCAAGAGCUUACAAAGCAUUAAACUAAUUUUAGAAGUCUGGAAAUAGAUCAUAGCUUUUACAAUUUUCUUUAGCUUUUCAAAUCUGACAAUAUUAUUCGAUGAUGCCUCCCAGUAAAUAAAUGAUCCAAAUCUGAAGGAAGCAAAAGGAACCAUUGCCUCUGACUUGAAAACAACUGGGACUUGUUCCCAACUUUCAUCAUGCAUGUAAUUUUGUGAUGUUUUUUUUUAAAUCACACCUACACAUUCUUUCUGUAUCUUCCAUGAAAACUAUUUCAGACAGAAAUGAGGUCAUUUACAUCUAAACUUGAAUAAUAAAGUUUUACCAAAAG